Messenger RNA from Telopea speciosissima, 1763 nucleotides. Its product is annotated as transcription factor MYB101-like. The record is from RefSeq and is a predicted model, not a curated record. The coding region runs from base 44 to 1543 and encodes 499 amino acids. The transcript has 4 exons. NCBI's taxonomy places the organism in Eukaryota, Viridiplantae, Streptophyta, Magnoliopsida, Proteales, Proteaceae.
GUUGGUUUGAAAGGGGCAAGGAGUUCCUAGUAGACAACGACGGAUGAUUCCUAACAGCGGUUCUCCAGCCACCAGUAACAACGACGAUGCGUCGGUUGGUGGUGGUGGUGGCGGCGGCGGCGGAGGCAGCGGUGGGGCCUCCAGUGGGUGUCUGAAGAAAGGGCCUUGGACGGCAGCAGAAGAUGCGAUUCUGAUGGAAUACGUGAAGAAGCAUGGAGAGGGUAACUGGAAUGCUGUCCAGAAGAACUCAGGCCUCUCGCGUUGUGGUAAGAGCUGCCGUCUCCGUUGGGCUAAUCAUCUCAGGCCUAAUCUCAAGAAGGGUUCCUUCUCUCCUGAAGAAGAGCGUCUCAUUCUCGAGCUUCACAGCAAGCUUGGCAACAAAUGGGCUCGCAUGGCCGCUCAGUUACCCGGACGGACAGACAACGAGAUCAAGAACUACUGGAACACCAGAGUAAAGCGACGGCAACGUGCAGGUUUACCGCUCUACCCACAAGAUAUACAGAAGCAAGCAGCUGCAUUCCACCUCAACCAGAUCAACCAGCCCCGGUCUUCUCCAUGUGCGCCUCCUCCAGCACCCACCCAACAUCCCUCGACGACGCAACAACCCCACAAGCCCAAUUUCGCUUCUCCUCUGCCCCUGCUCGAUCCUGUAAAUUUUCCUGUGACGACCCCUCUCUUAGGCCACCACCCUGCACCUUUUCUCCCGCCUCCAUUUCACAGAUAUAAGAGGUUUCGGGACAACAACUGUAUAGGAUUCUCUCUCCCUUUCUCUGCAACUCCUCCUCCUCCUCAACAGAAUCAUCCACCACCUCUGUUCAGCCAGGGUCUUAGCACCCAAUUGAUGCCAGCGUCAUCUUUUCAGCUUAAUUGCAGCAAUUUCGACUUCAAUCCACCACCACCAAUCCUGGGAACCACCCCAUUUGAAACCGACAGUGGUUCCCCUUUCUCCAUGAAAUUGGAGCUCCCUUCAAGCCAACUGCCCCAGCCAGCAGACACAGCUACUGCUGCCUUGGGCUCCGUAAAUGAUUAUAAGAUCAUCUCCCCGCUGGGCCGGGGCAAUAGUGGAUUAUUGGAUGCUCUGUUGCAGGAAUCGCAAGCUAUAGUGGAAAGCGAGGAUUCGAGGAGAGAUGAUUUGUUAGAAGAGAAAUGUGGAUUAGAUGGAUUGGUCAGCGUCAGCAAGGCCCCGCCUUCUGGGUCAAUUUUCUGUGAAAACGCUACCACCCCUCCAUUAGCGUCUGCCAGUCAUUGGGAUGAUUCCUGCUCUGCCCAUUCCUCCCCUGGGUUGCAGAUAAAGAAAGAAGGAACAGAUGAGAUCAAUUCCGUGGACGAGGAGGACUUGAACAAUUUUCUUGAUAUCAUCCCUUCUACAAUGCGAGUCCCUGAAUGGUAUAGCGAUAGCGGUGAGAUGUCAAAUGGGCAGUCAUCAGGUGUUACAGACGAUGAAAUUGGGCUUGAAAUGCAGCAGAUAGCUUCAUCUCUGUCUGUCCCCAACACGACUGACCCUGACUGGACGAAUUGGAACAACAUUCCUGGGAUUUGCUAAGUCUUUUGGCGAUUCAAGAUAAAACAAAAUUAUAGCUUAUUGAUUGCAGAUUGCAGAUUGCAGAUUGAUGGUUUGAUUUUUAUCUUUUUUUGUGCCAUUCUUCCUUUUUGAAGCUUUAAUAGAGUGGUUUGUCAUAUACAUUUGAAAUUUAUACGUAACUACAAGAACUUCACUGUGACGUUUGUUGUUAAUCAAAUACUAGUUUAUCUGUAGUGAAAAA